AAAAGUUGAGAUUCAUCACACAAAAGGUCGCCCGAUUGGAAACAUAUCCGCAAUGGCGUCCGUUUACAAAUCCGUGUCGAAAACAAAGACAAAUGGCUCGGCGCGCGAUGAAGAUGCCGACAACAAACCAAAAAACCGACAGAGGUUGCUGAUUCUAAGCUCAAGAGGUGUCACAUACAGACAUCGCCAUCUGCUGUCCGAUCUACACUCCCUCCUCCCGCACAGUCGAAAAGACGCAAAACUCGACACCAAGACCCAACUGCAUCAGCUGAACGAGCUCGCCGAUCUUUACAACUGCAACAAUGUCAUGUUCUUCGAAGCGCGCAAGGGCAAGGAUCUUUACAUCUGGCUCAGCAAACCGCCGAACGGCCCAACCCUGAAAAUGCACUGUCAAAACGUCCACACAAUGGAAGAGCUGAAUUUCACUGGCAACUGCCUCAGAGGCUCACGGCCAAUCCUGAGCUUCGACAAAACGUUUGAGGAGAGUGCGCAUUUGCGCGUGGUGAAGGAGCUGUUGACACACUCGUUCGGUGUCCCGCAGUCCAGUCGCAAAGUCAAGCCUUUUGUGGAUCACGUCAUGGGCUUCACGGUCGCAGGCGGUCGUGUAUGGAUUCGAUGCUAUCAAAUCGCCGAAACCGAAUCCGGCAAGAAAAAGCCAGCAGACGGGGCAGAAGAUGAUGGAGAUGAGGAGAAGGCAGGCUCCGCAGCGAAACCCUCUACCACACUUCCCUCAUCGAAAGCCAAGCCAGGAGAGACCGCCAUUUCUCUUGUCGAGAUCGGCCCGCGCCUCGUUCUGACGCCCAUCGUCAUCCUCGAAGGUAGUUUCGGUGGACCGGUCAUCUACGAGAACAAGGAGUUCAUCUCGCCAAACCAGAUCCGUUCUGACCUCCGUAAAAGCAAAGCUGGCCGAUACAACCGCCGCGCCGAGGACACCAAAGGCCGCCAGGCACGACAGCGCGAUCUCGGUCUUCGGUCUGGCGAAGGUCCGCGCGAAGUCGACGAGCUGGAUUCUCGCGUUUUGUUCGCUUGAGAACAUUUUGCUUUUUCUCUAUAUGCUGCGGUUUAGCGAGGGCGUUGCUGUUUUACAUGGUCUCGUUUUGAGAAUGGCCAGAGCGGCUGAUAGACGAUCUCUGUCCUCGGUCCGUUUUUGCAUGUGUUGAUAACGAUGGGCGAAUGUGCGCGAUCGCGGCGGAGAAGGAACAACAACAAAGUGCAUCUAGUCAUACAGCAAUCUGCGCGAUGGGAUGUGUUGAAACUUCAGAGAUAUGAAAUCUAUGUUGGCAAGAAACCCAGAUCUAAAAAAAACCGUAUUCGCCGUCAAAUAUCGUUUGUUACAAAGUCUAUUGCAUGACAACCUCAUCAAUUAUUCGAUAAUUCAUACAAUCGCUAAAUCCAUGCCCUCAUCGCUGCGCCUGGAAAAACCACCCAUCCAAA
Messenger RNA from Dissoconium aciculare CBS 342.82, 1434 nucleotides. Its product is annotated as Brix-domain-containing protein. The transcript is spliced from 3 exons. Bases 53 to 1030 code for a protein of 325 amino acids. The record is from RefSeq and is a predicted model, not a curated record. Gene Ontology annotation, biological process: rRNA processing; ribosomal large subunit assembly. Gene Ontology annotation, molecular function: rRNA binding. NCBI's taxonomy places the organism in Eukaryota, Fungi, Ascomycota, Dothideomycetes, Mycosphaerellales, Dissoconiaceae. Gene Ontology annotation, cellular component: nucleolus.